This is a messenger RNA of Papaver somniferum (opium poppy), 1385 nucleotides long. RefSeq names its product 1-aminocyclopropane-1-carboxylate oxidase homolog 12-like. Lineage: Eukaryota; Viridiplantae; Streptophyta; Magnoliopsida; Ranunculales; Papaveraceae. The record is from RefSeq and is a predicted model, not a curated record. The transcript has 3 exons. The coding region runs from base 51 to 1115 and encodes 354 amino acids.
AUUUCCUUCUUUCUAUAGUUUGUUCUCUAUUACUUCUAUUCUCAGAUAUCAUGCAUAAUAAUGAUCCCAACUAUGGUCGAGAGUUCCUUGGCGGACAUGAGUUGGCUAGUUACGAUCGUAUCAAAGAUUUGAAGGUAUUUGAUGACACAAAAGCUGGUGUUAAAGGAGUUGUCGAUGCUGGAGCACUGUCGAAAAUCCCUAGGAUCUUUGUUCGACCAGAUGAUGAGCUCGCUGAGGAGGAGGAGGAGUUUCGUGUGCUUAAAAAUUGUGUUAACGAUGAGAAUGGUAGUAAGUUUGAGAUUCCGGUGAUUGACCUUAAAGGGGUUGCAUGGACGAAGAAAAAUGAUGUUGGAUAUUCACAACGACGUGAGGAGAUUGUCAACCAAAUUCGACAUGCGUCAGAGACAUCCGGAUUCUUUCAGUUGAUUAACCAUGGGAUUCCAAAAAAUGUGAUGGAUGAAAUGGUGAAAGGUGUGAGAAGAUUUCAUGAGCAAGACGACGAGGCGAAGAAGCCCAUGUACUCAAGAGAUCCCAACAAAAGCAUGGUGUAUUUUGAUAAUCAUUUUCAUUAUCAUAAAGCAAGAUUUGCUGAAUGGAAGGACAGCUUAGUCUGUCGAAUGUUAUCUCCUGAUAUUAUCAACCCACAAGAUUUACCGGUGACAUUCAGAGAUAUUAUGCUGGAGUACACAAAGCAUGUUAUUAAUCUGGGAGAUACUCUCGUCGAGUUACUAUCUGAAGGUUUGGGGCUCGCACUGGAAUGUACCAAGAACUUGGAUCAUAUUUGUGAUUACUACCCAGCAUGCCCAGAGCCACAGCUAACUCUGGGUAGUGGUAAGCACUCCGACUCGACGUUUUUCACUGUGCUACUCCAAGACGACAUCGGUGGCCUUCAGUUCCUACAUCAGAAAUUCUGGGUUGAUGUUAAGCCAGUCCAUGGAUCUUUAUUGGUGAAUAUCGGGGACUUACUCCAGGUGAUAAGCAAUGGAAGGUUCAAAAGCGCAGAACACAGGGUGGUGGCGAAUUUCGUUGGACCAAGAAUUUCAGUGGCAUCAUUUUUCAGCGGUUCUAAGGCAUACCGAAAGCUUUGUGGUCCAAUUAAGGAGGUGGUUCAAUAAUCAUCUUAGGCACUUUUAAGAAUAUCGCGAUUAAAGAAUAUUUAGAGCUUUAUUGGCGGCUAAACGUGUGAGCCACUUUAAGUUGUGAAUUAUUAUAGUGGAGGCGCUUUGUUGGUUUUCAUUUGUGCACAGUAAGAGGCCACUUUAAAUUGUGACCAUACCUCCGAUAAAUUUUUAAUUGUUGUGGAGGUCUUGAAAUCAGAGUUUCAGUUGUCCCAUAAAUAAUUUGUUAGUUCUUAUUUGCCAACAAUAUUGUGAUCAUUUCCACCA